AUGGCACCACAUAUUAGUAAGACUAACAGACCAGUCAAAGUCCCACUAGACAUCCAACUGUUAGGAUUUAUAUGGAUAAUGGCUACCCCGGAUUGCUAUAGGAGUGUUGCUGAGAGAUUCCAAAUGAAUCGUGGUACACUUCACAAAAUUUACCGAACGAUUGUCUCGAGUAUAGUUUCUGAAGCACACAGGUAUAUUCAAUGGCCCACAAACUUGAAAAAAGAUGAGAUUAAAGAUGAAUUUUUGGUGGCCAGUGGUUAUCCAGGAAUAGUUGGAGCAAUUGAUGGAUGCUAUAUUCAAAUCAAACAACCACGUGGCGAUAAACACUAUAGAUAUAUCAACAGAAAAAAAGAUUAUGCUGUGAUCAUACAGGGAGUGUGCGCAUAUAAUAAAAAGCUACUGGACGUCCAUAUUGGAGAAGUAGGCAGUAUGCACGAUGCUCGAGUGUUUCGCCGAAGUGAACUAUCAAAUAGUCUACCAAGAUUGCUGGGUCCAGAUGAGCACAUUGUAGGAGACUCAGCAUAUCCGAUAAGUCCACACAUGAUGGUGCCAUAUAAAGACAAUGGUGUCUUAACGGCAAAACAAAAGAGUCACAACAAUAAACUGAGCAAGGGAAGAGUAAAAAUUGAAAACACGUGGGCACAAUUAAAAGGGAAAUGGAGACGUCUAAAGUAUUUAGAUAUGGAUAGGAUGGAUUAUGUUGUAGAUCACAUUUGUGCAAGUUGUGUCUUACAUAAUGUUGCACUUGACGGUUCAGAUGAUGAGUAUGAGGUAGAGGAAAAUGAAGAGAUUGAUGUGUUUGAGGAGAGAGAUGUAGAUUUUGAAAGAAUGAAAAGAGAAGGUCAAGUUAAGAGGGAUAUGUUGGCUGAUCUAUUAUAUAGUAACUAA
Macrosiphum euphorbiae (potato aphid) is the source of this 888-nucleotide messenger RNA. NCBI's taxonomy places the organism in Eukaryota, Metazoa, Arthropoda, Insecta, Hemiptera, Aphididae. The record is from the annotation of a GenBank genome assembly.